CUCCAAAUCCUGAAAAGGACAAAUGUGAAGCAGCCAUUCAGAAGGUUCUGAAAGUUGAAUCCUACAUGAAGCACCCUCUGCAGAACAAGUGGGCUCUCUGGUUCUUCAAGAACGACAAGAGCAAAACAUGGCAAGCCAACCUUCGUCUGAUCUCUAAGUUUGACACGGUGGAAGACUUCUGGGCACUCUACAAUCACAUUCAGCUCUCAAGUAACUUGAUGUCUGGCUGUGACUACUCUCUGUUCAAGGAUGGAAUUGAGCCCAUGUGGGAGGACGACCGGAACCGACGAGGCGGCCGCUGGCUGAUCACUCUGUCCAAACAGCAGCGCAGAGCCGACCUGGACCGGUUCUGGAUGGAGACGCUUCUGUGUCUGGUGGGCGAAUCUUUUAAUGACUUCAGCGACGACGUGUGCGGAGCCGUCAUCAACGUCCGAGCCAAAGCAGACAAAAUAGCAGUGUGGACCACGGACUUCGAAAACAAAGAGGCCAUUACACACAUAGGGCGAGUGUAUAAAGAGAGAUUAGGCGUUCCGUCUAAAGUCAUCAUUGGAUACCAGUCGCACGCCGACACGGCCACAAAGAGCAGCUCCUCCACCAAGAACAAGUUUGUUGCCUGAAGACCAUUAACAACAACCAUCGUUUCUUAUUUUCCUGUUGCCAGCCAAGAGUUUUCUGUAGUUAGUCCAUUAACAAGUUUAUCCACCAACAGUUAUUUAAAAUGGAGAUGUCACUUCUUCUCGUCUGUUUGCCACUUUACCAAAUCCUUUGUUUACGGUGCAGUGAAGAUGUAGCACUAUAGUUUGAGGCCUUUCUGAUUUUUGUGGUGGUGUUGGGCUGAUGAUGAGAUUGUUGAAGAGGCCCAGUUUUCCUUUUGAAAUGGAAGUGCACAUGUUUGGUGAAUUUUGAUUUUGUGAAUAUAAAUUAUUUUUGUAAAAGUACAGUAAAGGCAAAAAAAAAGAUUUAAUCUGCAGCUGUUUGUCAGUGCUGUUCAUAACACUGAGUUCAUUUAGAUUUAUUGUAAAGUUUGUGGCACACU
This is a messenger RNA of Limanda limanda (common dab), 1036 nucleotides long. It is a transcript of the gene eif4ea, whose product is annotated as eukaryotic translation initiation factor 4ea. Gene Ontology annotation, molecular function: translation initiation factor activity; RNA 7-methylguanosine cap binding. The record is from RefSeq and is a predicted model, not a curated record. Bases 66 to 617 code for a protein of 183 amino acids. Lineage: Eukaryota; Metazoa; Chordata; Actinopteri; Pleuronectiformes; Pleuronectidae. The transcript has 6 exons. Gene Ontology annotation, cellular component: cytoplasm; eukaryotic translation initiation factor 4F complex. Gene Ontology annotation, biological process: translational initiation.